Molecule: messenger RNA, 369 nt
Organism: Ceraceosorus guamensis
Lineage: Eukaryota; Fungi; Basidiomycota; Exobasidiomycetes; Ceraceosorales; Ceraceosoraceae
Exons: 3
Coding region: 1-369 (122 amino acids)
Source: RefSeq, a predicted model, not a curated record
AUGCUCUCUGUUCGCCUCUUCCGCAACAUUUCGGUAGCUUUGCUUGGUAUCCUUGGAGUCAAGGCCUUUGAGAAUCCCAAACGUCACCUCCUCUACCGUGUCGUCAACGCCCCUCAGGAAUGGGGAAUCAAUGACAUCAAGAAACACUGGGCAACACAUUGUGUGAAAGCCUGUAAGGAUCAAGGAUCGUUCAUCGCGACUGAGGAUGUUGGUUAUUUUUCCUAUGACCCAACGACCUACUUGUACUGCUACGAUGAGCACGAGCACAGCUGGGCCACUGAAGCGGCAGACUCACUCAACCAGGAGAACAUUGCAAACAGGCAGUGGGGUCAGGUGAUAGGCUUGUUCUCAGUCGAGCGUGUCAGCUAG